AUGGACAAGAAAUUCGACACCUUAAUUGAUAAUGCGAUAGAAAAAUUUAUUGUGUUUGGUGUUGAAAUCAAAGGUAUUCUUGUUUGUGAUAAAAAUGGAUUACCAUUAGCAAAUGUUUCAAUAUCUCCUGGACCGAUAGCAUUAUUAGCUGAAUUUGCAGAAUCAUUAUCAGGCCGACGAACGACUAUUUGUCUUGAACAUAAUGAAGCGUAUGAAAAAUAUAUGUACUUAUUAUAUUUAUUUAUCUUUCAUUAUAGGCAGGUACUUAUCCAACAAACAGACAAAACUGUUGUUGCUGCAUAUGCAACACAUACAACAUAA
Molecule: messenger RNA, 321 nt
Organism: Rotaria sp. Silwood2
Lineage: Eukaryota; Metazoa; Rotifera; Eurotatoria; Philodinida; Philodinidae
Source: the annotation of a GenBank genome assembly